This is a messenger RNA of Parnassius apollo (apollo), 1203 nucleotides long. The record is from the annotation of a GenBank genome assembly. Lineage: Eukaryota; Metazoa; Arthropoda; Insecta; Lepidoptera; Papilionidae.
AUGCUGGGCGAAAGGCCCGCGCCUGUGCCACCCACCAGGGAACUCUGGCCACCGCCUCACCAACCGAUGAGUAUCAGUACCCUGCACAUCGCCUACUUACAAGACGAACCGGAACUACGACGUGCUACUUCGUUACACGAACAGCCGUAUGUUUCAACGACAGUCGACCUCGACCGCGACUACAGACCAGGUCUCUGUACCAUCGGAACGAACACUGACCCACCCCCAACUAUAUUAGACAGACUAAGACUCCUUAUAAAACGACGUCAUAUCGAGCCAGUUGAAGAUUCUCCGCCCGGACGAUUGAAGAUCGUGCCUCGUGAUGAAGGGCUAGAAGUAAAGGAAGAGAUAAAUGCAGCUCAAAAAGCGUUAAACGGAAUUAAGAAAGCAAUAACGGGAGCAAAGUGCCGCAUUACACCAGGAUCAGGGGGUGUGGAUAGCCCUAAGAUCGUGUUUGAUACGUCGAAGCCGGGAGAUAGGAUGAUGACCACAUUCGGUGCAAGUUCACGGAAGAGAUGGUGUAAAAUGCCAUCGAAGAAUGAGUGUACCCGUCGUUUACGAGCGCUCGGAGGAUGCUGCGUGCGACCACAGCACCGCGCGGCGCGCCGCAUGCCACAGCUGCGCCUUCAGAUAACUCAGGUGAUCGCCUUAAUAUGCGGGUUGCUGGUGGUCGUGUUGAUGGUGUUGGGGCUCGCGUCGGCGGACUGGCUGAUGGCGGCCGGCUGGAGGCAGGGCCUAUUCAUGCACUGCAUAGACCCAGCUGCGCCCACGCCGCUGCCUUUCGACAUCAUCGCGCAGCCCGGUUGCUACGCUGCGCGACCCGCUCCAUACAUUAAGGCGGCGGCGGGGCUGUGCGUGGCGACGCUGGCGGCGGACGUGUGCGGUGCUCUGCUCACGGCACUCGGCCUGCGCUCCACCGACCACCGCACCAAGUUCCGCUACUAUCGGUUCGCGGUGCUCGCCAUGGCGCUGGCACUAAUGUGCAUCUUAAUAGCGCUGGUGAUCUACCCUGUGUGUUUUGCUGCGGAAUUAAAUUUCGGUAACAGAUCACUAUGGGAGUUUGGAUGGGCGUAUGGAGUGGGUUGGGGCGCCGCCAUCUUUCUUUUCGGCGCAGUGGUGUUGCUGCUCUGCGAUAAGGAGAGCGAGGAGCUCUACUAUAAGGAGCGGAAAAGGGUGAGUCCGGCUGCGUCGAGACUAAUGUAG